Molecule: messenger RNA, 606 nt
Organism: Cordyceps fumosorosea ARSEF 2679
Lineage: Eukaryota; Fungi; Ascomycota; Sordariomycetes; Hypocreales; Cordycipitaceae
Product: GPR1/FUN34/yaaH
Exons: 4
Coding region: 1-606 (201 amino acids)
Cellular component (GO): plasma membrane
Molecular function (GO): acetate transmembrane transporter activity
Source: RefSeq, a predicted model, not a curated record
AUGGCCGUCGACGUGCCGCCACCGUCCGAGGCCGCCGGAUAUCCAGCGGACAAGCCCGUCCGGAGGGAGUCGCCGGUGCAUCACCGCCGACACCUCCCAUCGAGCGCUGCUGCCUUCCCCGUCGGCGCGUUCGCCACGACCCUCACCACUCUAUCCCUCAGCCUGAUGGAGUUCCGCGGCGUCACCAUCACCAACGUCUACGUCGCCAACUUCUUCUUCGUCGCCGCCCUCGGCCUCGUCAUCUCCGCCCAGUGGGAGCUCUCCGCCGGAAACGGCUUCGCGUACACCGUGUACAGCGCGUUCGUGUGGACAAUAUUUGUCUUUACGUUUCUCGUCGCCUCCGUCACCUCGAAUCUUGUCAAUAUUUUGAUAUACCUGUUCGUCGAUUUGGGAUUCCUCUUCAUCGCCGCGAGCUACUUCGCCAAGGCCGACGGGCACGCCAGCGCAGCGACCGGGCUACAGGUGACUGGUGGUGCAAGCUGUUUUAUCGCUGGCCUUUUAGGAUGGUACCUCACGUUUCACCUGCUGCUAAAAGACGAGCUUGUAGAGUUGCCACUUGGAGAUACCAGCAAAUACUUUUCCAAGAGGCGGGCACGCAGGACAUGA